ACUAGUUCGUUAAAAUCACACAAGUGCGAACGACUACCGUGGCCAGUUUUCCAAUAGAGUCUUUCUGUCUCCAUGAACUUGAAAGUGAAGAAGGAGGACUCAUGGUAUAAGCCGUACUUCCACACCAUACCGUGCAUUAGUACACUUUCUGUCUCCGUGCUCGUCAGUUUAACUUACUUUUCCGUAAUCGAUGUGUAAUAAAUCAGUGGUAUUUAACUCCAGACAUAUCUUUUGGGAGUAGAUCUUAAUUCAAAUUUUUUGGGAAAUUAAAGAAAAUGGCAAAUGGAACUGUAGAUAAAACCUUUAAGGGGGUUUACCAUUUCCUCUUCACAGAACUUGGAGAUCCUCGGACAAACGAUUGGUUUUUGGUGACCCAUCCUGUGAUUUUUCCUAUUGUUGGUUUCUAUUUGUAUUUUGUAACAAAACUCGGCCCUCGGCUAAUGAAAGAUCGUCCGCCUUUCGACUUUAAAUUAAUUUUAAUAUUAUAUAACGCUUUUCAAGUGGUUUUAAGUAUUUGGCUCUUUUGGGAAGCGCUGGAGGGAGCUUAUUGGGACAAAUACAGUUGGAAGUGUGAGCCUGUGGACUUUUCUUGGUCACCUCAUGCUUUAAGAGUGGCUCGAGGUGUUUAUAUUUUCUAUUUAGCGAAAAUAUCUGAGCUCCUAGACACCGUAUUUUUCGUUUUGCGAAAGAAGAACAAUCAAGUGUCGUUUCUCCACUUGUAUCACCACGCUGUGAUGCCGAUGAUUAGCUGGGGAGUUGUGAAGUAUAUGCCAGGAGGGCAUGCUAUAUUUAUUGGGUUCAUUAAUAGUUUCGUUCACAUAAUAAUGUACACAUAUUACUUGCUUGCUGCAAUGGGACCCCAGUUUCAAAAAUACCUCUGGUGGAAAAAACAUAUCACAAAUCUACAAAUGAUACAGUUCUGUGUGGCUUUCUUGCACAGCAGUCAGUUACUUUUCUACGAUUGUGGAUAUCCAAGGUGGUCGGUAUUUUUCACGUUGCCAAAUGCUGUUUUCUUCUAUUAUCUAUUUGACAAUUUCUACAAACAAGCCUACAAAUAUGGAAGACGGAUGGAGAAAAAUGAAAAGAGCAAUGGAAUACAAAAUGGUUACCACAUAAAAACGCACUAAUAUUUUAAAUGUUUGAUGGCAUAAUUCUUAUGUACAUUUAUACAAAUUCACAUUAAAAAUUAACCAGGGAAAUGGCGUUACGUACCUACUCAGCGUCUCAGCGAGGUGGUAAAGCCCGUUAUUAACCUUUAAAUGUUUGAAAAUUAA
Molecule: messenger RNA, 1274 nt
Organism: Tribolium castaneum (red flour beetle)
Lineage: Eukaryota; Metazoa; Arthropoda; Insecta; Coleoptera; Tenebrionidae
Gene: sit
Product: stuck in traffic
Exons: 5
Coding region: 276-1127 (283 amino acids)
Biological process (GO): very long-chain fatty acid biosynthetic process; fatty acid elongation, saturated fatty acid; fatty acid elongation, polyunsaturated fatty acid
Cellular component (GO): endoplasmic reticulum membrane
Molecular function (GO): fatty acid elongase activity
Source: RefSeq, a predicted model, not a curated record